Messenger RNA from Melopsittacus undulatus (budgerigar), 2420 nucleotides. It is a transcript of the gene ACD, whose product is annotated as ACD shelterin complex subunit and telomerase recruitment factor. Gene Ontology annotation, molecular function: telomeric repeat DNA binding. Lineage: Eukaryota; Metazoa; Chordata; Aves; Psittaciformes; Psittaculidae. The coding region runs from base 1 to 1935 and encodes 644 amino acids. Gene Ontology annotation, biological process: telomere capping; negative regulation of telomere maintenance via telomerase; protein localization to chromosome, telomeric region. Gene Ontology annotation, cellular component: shelterin complex. The record is from RefSeq and is a predicted model, not a curated record. The transcript has 14 exons.
AUGCCGGCACCUUUUCCUGUCCCCGGACCGCGGCCCGGGUUGGAUUUGGCGCAGAGGGCAGUGGCACCGGCGGUGCUGGGGGAGCCGGGAGGAGCUCCCCAACCCUGCCCGUGCCCUCCUGCAGCACAGCAUGUGCACUGCCCCUCCCGCAGGUUUGUGUAUGAGAACAAGAAUAUGGCUUCUCAUAAAGUCUACAUGCUGGACCCUUGGGUCAACAACCUGCUCUUGAAUUACGAACAGAUGGAUCUCAGUGAUAAUCUCCUGGCUGGGCAGGUCCUGCAGGUUUUACAUGACUCAGCUGUGCCAGGCCAGCCUGAGGCUGUCCAAGAUGCUGUCCUGCAGGUCUCAGAUGGGUCCUACUACAUCCGUGUGAUCAUUGCAGCUGAAGCUCUGCAGUCAGAGAAAAACACCCACACGCAAAUCAAACUUUCCAGCCUCAUUUGCAGAAUUGUCAUCUUGCAGAAGUACACAGUGUGUUUCCAGGAGGAAGUCAGGCCGGAGGACUGUGAGUUCUACCUCCGGGUCCAGAAGUUCAUUGUGCUGCCCAUAGAGAUGCUGAGGUUGGAGUCAUCUGACGGGAACAAGGAGCCCUCUGUGAUGCAGAAGGUAAAGAAGCUCUGGCUGAGGAGUCUUGCUGAAAGUGACAACCCCAGCUCAGAGUCAUCCCUCUCUCAGCUGAUAGAUGCCAUAAGACAAAACCAUCUGGAAGAUUUGAAGGAAAGUGCUGAGGUAUGCCUGGAUUUAGGGGUGCCCAAGAUGAUGCCAGCAACAGGGAAGGACGAGGUUCCUGUCACGCAGUGGGAGGCAGUGCGCAAGCAAGGGCAGGGCGAGGACACCUUCAUAGUCCCAGCCAAUAUCCUGGUGGUCCCUCCUGAGGAGGGGGCAGUUGCUUGUGAUUCUUCCAGGGCAGAGACAAGUGAAGCAACUCCCAGGGAGAGUGGUGAUGGCAGUAUAGGGCCGUCUGAGCUGAGUGUCAUAUCCCAACCCAGCUCUGUCGUGUCAACAGCCUUGUCGGAGAGCCUGGAGGGAUCUAUGGACACCCCGUGGGACAGGCUCCCUCCAGUAUGUUUGACCAUGAGCUGUUCAGGUGAGAAGACACUUCCACAAGACCCUCCAUUGAAGACCAAGCAAGAUGUGGCUGCUGACAGCAAAAUCCUGGACAUACUGGAACUGUGUAGCCAGGACUCCUCUGAGGGCAGGUCACCAGGAGUGCCAGUGCAGACCUCCUCUCCCCUGCUUGGCAACUAUGGCAAUGCCAAUCGGGUGAAGACCAGCACCACACAGGCACCAUCAGCCAUGGAGGCAGCUUGUGAUGCCCCCAAUGCUGCCCAAGGACCACAGGUUUUGGGGAGCUCUGAGGCAACACCAACACCUCCUUCUCCAGUUACUACCAUCUUGCCCAGCAGCCAGUUGCAAGCCCUGACUGAAGGGAUGCCUCACAAGAAGCAGGCAGGCUCCAGUGUCACCGCUUUCCCUCCAGAUACAUUGGAGCAUGGUCAGGAUUGUGUCAGGUUCCUCGGAGGAGGUGCUGUGGGUGCCAGGAGGAAGCUGCUGGAAGGAAAUGGCCAAACACAGCCAGCCCACCAUAAGCAGCAGCAUCCCCGUCGUGCCCCUCGGUGCAAGAGGAGAGAGGUGGGCAUUAGGCUGAAGCCCGUGAGCACACAGAGUGCUAAGAAGAGCAGAAAAGAGGAGGCAGGGCUGCAGCAUGUAAAGGAGCUCUCUGAGAAGAUGGAGGAGGAAGCAGCUGUAGAGAGUGGCCCCAGCUCCCAGGCAGAGCAGCACAAAGCUCUGCAGCCGUGCAAUGAGAAGCCACUUCAGUACAAAUAUGAGGCACCAAGCCCUGGGCCCUGUGAGCAGAUAAGAUCUAUCGGGAUCUCAAAGGUGACGCUGGAGUGGGCUUGCUGGAUCCUGAUGGAGAAGGAUGUGGAUUCCUGAGCCCAGCCUGUCCUUCCUUUCUUCACUGGUUCAAGUUAAGGUUGCUAACUUGAAGAGCAAUUGGAGGAAGGAUGGAGGAACAACAGAACCCUGUCCCCAAAGGGACCACUGAGUGGGUUGGCCUGACUGCAGAGACUGGCUGUAGAGGUUCUGGGAACAUAACAUGUCAAAGGCCAGCACCCUCAGUGCUGAAGAAGCGGGGAAAGCAUCCAUUCAGGGUUGCUGGCUCCCUUCUCCCACUUCACCCUCUCCAUCCUUUCAGAACUCCCUGGCACAGCAAAUGGGGACAAAUGGUGACACACUGCCACAGGAGCAGGGCUGUGUUUGUCAGCCCCACAAUCUGAUCCCUGCUCCAAAGGCAGCAAGGGAGUUCGGAUGUUUUAUUGGUUGGUUUCCAUAGGGUCCUGCACUGUUCAUUACAAAAAAUACCCCACAGGGUUAUGCUGUAGAAAUGAAAAAUAAAAAUUGUAUAUUUUUUAAAUACA